This is a messenger RNA of Fusarium keratoplasticum, 780 nucleotides long. RefSeq lists its product as uncharacterized. The transcript has a single exon. Lineage: Eukaryota; Fungi; Ascomycota; Sordariomycetes; Hypocreales; Nectriaceae. Bases 1 to 780 code for a protein of 259 amino acids. The record is from RefSeq and is a predicted model, not a curated record.
AUGAAGUUUCUAUACCCAACCCUCCAGCUACUAGCUUUGUGCUCGUCAGCCUUGGCGUCUCCUUGCAAGCCUUCCCUUUCUUCAGUCGCAUCAGCUGUGACCACGAGUACUGAAGAGCCUUCGCUUUCCACCACUCUGUCGAUGACUGUUUCCGAGAGUGCUACCACCACCGAAUCCAUCAGCGAGCCUUCAGCCCCUACAACUGAAUCGAUGACUAUAUCUGAGAUAUCUACUACCACGUCUGGCUUGCCCUCCAUUUCUACCACUUCAGCUGAGCCUUCGAAUACAACAUCGGAUCUUCCCCAGCAGCCAACCAACGUCCUCCUCAAUCCCGGGUUCGAGGACAACACUGUCGCGCCUUGGACACGAUCUGGAUCCUUCGGGGAUCCCACUCUAUCUACCUCGGAGGCCCACGGAGGUAGUCAGUCUGGUUACCUCAGUGCCUCUCUGGGAGGUCCUGCAGACAUCGGCUUCCGACAAGUUCUUGAUUCUUCUUUGAUCGAGGCAGACAAGCCGUACACGUUCUCUGUCUAUGUCAAAACGACACUUGCAUCUGGCUGCUUCGGUCAAUUUGUCUCAUGUGACUUUGGAACAGGAGCACAAGCUGGAUAUUUCAAUACUGCCAACAUUCCAGGGCCCUUGAAUGAAUGGGUAUUGGCAACAGUGACUUGCUCAUGGACUCAGGCUCGCCUAGACCUUGGGAUCAGUGUUGGUGUCAGGGGUAUAUGUCAGCGUCUGAGCUUUUUCAUUGACGAUGCUGUUUUGGUGAAGGCAGAAUAG